UAGCAUUGACGUUGCCAUGGUAAUAAACGUUUAAAUAACUGAUAUUUGCACAUCGACGGCUCAGCAACACAUGCAGACAGAUAAUUUGACAUUUAGAGGAACUGGAUGUAUUAUUCAUGAGUUGUGAAACUGAUUACCGUAAUUUUCCUCUGUCCAAUUUAAAAUCCAAGUUUAAGACUGCCGGCACGUCAACAGGGUGGUAUCUACAAAGGCCACUGGGAGCAAGCUACAUAACUUCUGUUUUCUUUGCAUUUAAAUUCAAGUCAAACCCAGUUCCGUCCAGGCCUUGAUUUGCUCCAGGCAGGACAAAAGUGACCUUAAGGAUAAAGCGUUCUUUCUGCUCAGCCGGACAUAGAUCUGACUGUCUUGGUGAACGCUAGAUCACUGCAAAAAAACAAUCAUGCUUGAAAUAUGUCACACACCAAUUGAAUGUGACAUUUACGAUUUGAAAGAAAGUACAAGUAACUGUUAUGCGUGGAUGUCUGGAAGCAAACUUCAUGAACCCAAGCAAUAUUUGUCUGACAGAUGUUUGUAAACCGUUUUGUUUGCGAACAGAGGAUCCACUAAGAGGUUCUCACCUCAAUUGCUCCAUUCUUUUUCCAUUUUUUUUUUUUUCAUAGAGGCUACAGUUAAGAGAAUGGGCAAAUCAGAAAGCCAAAUGGACAUCAUGGAGAAAUCCAGUAAACCUGGCAAACGUAGCUGGACGGUGGCAGAAAUCGGUCUAUCUGUGCUCCUGCUGCUGGUCAGCUGUGCCCUGGCCGGCCUGGUGGUCCUCUACACAUCCGCGCUGAAAGAACAAUCUCAGCAUUCGAGCGUGUCGCGGAGCUCAGCAGACAUGGGAGGUCAGCUGCGUCACUCCAAACUCGACACCGUGUGCACAACGGCAGACUGCGUUACAGCAGCGUCGCGGCUCCUGCAGAACAUGGAUGCGUCGGUGAAGCCCUGCGAUAACUUCUACCAGUACGCCUGCGGGGGCUGGCUGGAGCGCCAUGUCAUCCCCGAGACCAGCUCGCGUCACAGCGUCUUUGACAUCCUCAGGGACAAGCUGGAGAUUGUGCUCAAAGGUGCUUUGGAGACGCAGAGCGAACAAGACAGAGAUGCCAUCAAGAAAGCUAAAAUCCUUUACAGCUCCUGCUUGAAUGAGAGCCUCAUCGAGCAACGCGAUUCUCAGCCCCUCCUGAGGCUCAUCGACACUAUUGGCGACUGGCCUGUGACUUCUGAUGACUGGAAUGCCACCUCUGAAGAAGAAUGGAACCUCGAGGACACUCUGGCCACAAUGACAUCUCGCUUUCACAAGAAGGCGCUACUGGACAUGUACGUGUGGACCGACGACCGGGAUUCUCGGCGCCAUAUCGUUUAUAUUGACCAGCCAGGACUUGGGAUGCCUUCAAGAGAUUAUUAUUUCAAUGAUGGAAACUACAAAAAGGUUCGAGAGGCCUACCUUCACUUCAUGGUGGCCAUCGCCAAGAUGACACGGGAGGACAGGAACCUGACACAGGACGAUGAACGCGUGUGGGAGGAAAUGAUGCAAGUGUUGGACCUGGAGACGGACAUUGCCAACGCCACGUUGCCGGCUGAGGAACGCCAGGAUGUCACUGUACUUUACAACAAGAUGACGCUGAACGAGCUGCAGAGCACAUUCAGCUUUAACGGGUUUAAUUGGAGACGGUUUAUUCAAGGCGUGCUAUCCAGCGUGUCUCUCGAUGUGGAGUUGGAAGAAGAAGUGGUGAUCUACGGCUCGCCUUACCUGGACAAGAUGAAUGAAGUCCUUGCCAGACAUAGCGUUCGAACUAUGCAGAACUAUCUCACCUGGCAGCUGGUCAUUGACAGAGUUAACAGCUUGAGUCGUCGUUUCAAAGACGCCAGGGCCCGUUACAGGAAGACUCUGUAUGGAACAACAGUGGAGGAUGCCUGGUGGCGAGAUUGUGUUCGUUACGUCCAGAGCAGCAUGGAGAAUGCCGUCGGAGCGCUGUACGUACGUGAGACUUUUGCCGGAGAAAGCAAACGAAUGGUCAGCGAUCUCAUCGGGAAGAUCCAGACAGCGUAUGUAGAAACACUGGAGGAGCUAAGUUGGAUGGAUGCACCUUCCAAGGAGAAGGCCAGAGAGAAGGCCAUGGCCAUCAAAGAGCAUAUUGGCUAUCCAGAUCACAUUCUGCAGAAGAGUAACCAGAAGCUGGACCAAGAGUAUGCUCACUUGAAUUUUAGCGAGGAACACUACUUUGAGAACAUUCUGGAGAACCUCAAGUCUGAAGCCCACAAGAGUCUCAAAAAGCUCAGAGAGCCAGUGGAUCCCAACUUGUGGAUCAUCGGACCGGCCGUGGUGAAUGCUUUUUACUCUCCCAACAGAAACCAGAUCGUGUUUCCCGCAGGCAUCCUGCAGCCGCCUUUCUUCAGUAAAAAUCAACAGCAGGCUCUGAACUUUGGUGGAAUUGGAAUGAUCAUCGGCCACGAGAUCACACACGGAUUCGAUGACAACGGGCGUAGUUUCGACAAGGACGGCAACAUGCUCAACUGGUGGAGUAAUUACUCUGCGGAGCAUUUCAAGGAGCAGUCACAGUGCAUGGUGCAGCAGUACGGCAAGUUCAACUGGAAGCUCGCGGGUGGACAAAAUGUAAGCGGAAUCAGCACUUUAGGGGAAAACAUUGCAGAUAACGGAGGGGUUCGGCAGGCCUACAAGGCUUACCUGAAGUGGGUGGAAACAGAAGGCGAAGAGCCUCGUCUGCCCGGUUUAGACAUGGAUCACAAGCAGCUGUUCUUUCUUAACUUUGCCCAAGUUUGGUGCGGUGCAUAUCGGCCGGAAUAUGCCAGUCAGUCCAUCAAGACGGACUCUCACAGUCCGUUGGAAUACAGGGUUCUCGGUUCGCUGCAGAAUUUUGAAGCUUUCUCAGAAGCGUUCCAGUGCCAAAAAGGCAGUCCAAUGAACCCAGAGCAAAAGUGCCGCGUCUGGUAGAAAGUUUUCCACUUCGUUUGCCAUAUUUCCUGUGACGGCGGGCUGAAAGGAGACACUGUCUUCAUGCUGACUGUCCUGCAAAAGGCUCAUUUAUUUGAGGUGACACCAUGUACUGAGGUCACUGUUCUCAUGUUUGCAACCAGUGACAUCGUGGAUUCGUUUCAUGGCUUGAAGGUCAACUCACGAGGCAACGCUAACAUUUUGUGUCAAGCAUUUUCUUCUGGGAAUUGUCCAAGCAAAUCUGGAGAGCAGAUCUUUGUGAUUAAUGUUUUCAUUUGACCGCUGCGGAGUGAAUCACGGCACGCACUCGCAAAAGUAAUGGAAACAUCGGCGGCGACAAGAGAAUUAGUUCCGCCCUGCGAGUUUGCCUAAGUGCAGCAAAUUACCUGAGAGACUUAAGACUUCAGUCUUUGCAGCUUUUACCACAAAUUAACAUUCAAAGUGAACUGCAGCUUUUAACGAUAAGUCAGCAAAUAUUUCAACGUGGCUUUUCGGAAGCUUUCUGAGUGCCUCAGACAUACUUCAACUUUAGGGAAUAAUUGUAGUGAAUUGAAAGAACUAGAACAGUUCGAAGAACCUGUCUGACCCAUGAUUGGUUUGAAUUUUAAUUGAUUGGUUGAGGGGGAAAAAAAAUCAAUUAAAAUGGUUAACAGUUCAAAUCAUCAAACAUUUUCAUACAGUACAAGUACCCGUUUUAUGUAGUUAAUUGUCAAUUGUAAGGUAAAAACAACAACUGCUUAAAAGCAAUGUAGCAAACAGAAUUUCCGGCUUGCCUUAUCAUAAUCGAUUCACCACAAAAAAAAUGUCAAACAAAACCGAGUUUUUGUUACGAUUGGGAUCAGGGCGUUGUGGAUUUCUUGACUAACUCGUGCUUUUAGUCAAAUGUUGAGUCGUCUGUGCAUGGAACUGUUGAGUUCUAAGAGUCUGUUGUGUAUUCAGGUUUGGUAGCUGACUACUUUUCGAAUUGUAAAACAAGUGAAACACCGAUUGUAGCUAAGAUGUCGUUUAAAAAAAAAAACAAAAAAAAAACAACAACUUCUACUACAACAACAGCAAACAACAACUCUUGCGCGAGUUAUCAUGAGGAUGGCUUUUGGCUAUAAAUUCCCUCCCGGGUGUCAUUAACUUUUCCUCGUCGCUUAUUAAUUGCUGAUUCACAUCAAAAAACAUCAACUACAAAGGACAACAAAAACAACUGCCGACUAUUAAUAAAAAUGGUGUCACAAAAGACACCUAAACUUUACCAAUGUAUAAAAAAAGUGCUUUAUUUGUUAUCGAUUUUCAGUACCGCUUUCGGGGAUAAAUUCCCUUUGUCGUCAUUACCAUUUUCUUUGUUGGCUUAUCAUCGCUAAUUCCCAAAGAAAUGUCAAAGCAGCAUAAAAAAUAAAGCAGACUAUCACUUUG
This is a messenger RNA of Hippocampus comes (tiger tail seahorse), 4354 nucleotides long. It is a transcript of the gene mmel1, whose product is annotated as membrane metallo-endopeptidase-like 1. The record is from RefSeq and is a predicted model, not a curated record. Gene Ontology annotation, biological process: protein processing. NCBI's taxonomy places the organism in Eukaryota, Metazoa, Chordata, Actinopteri, Syngnathiformes, Syngnathidae. The transcript has 23 exons. Gene Ontology annotation, cellular component: plasma membrane. Gene Ontology annotation, molecular function: metalloendopeptidase activity. Bases 638 to 2950 code for a protein of 770 amino acids.